Messenger RNA from Ailuropoda melanoleuca (giant panda), 4657 nucleotides. It is a transcript of the gene IFNAR1, whose product is annotated as interferon alpha and beta receptor subunit 1. The transcript has 11 exons. Gene Ontology annotation, biological process: type I interferon-mediated signaling pathway. NCBI's taxonomy places the organism in Eukaryota, Metazoa, Chordata, Mammalia, Carnivora, Ursidae. The coding region runs from base 44 to 1783 and encodes 579 amino acids. Gene Ontology annotation, molecular function: protein binding; type I interferon receptor activity. The record is from RefSeq and is a predicted model, not a curated record. Gene Ontology annotation, cellular component: plasma membrane.
GCAGGGGGCGGUUCUUGCGCCUAGGGUUUCCUCGCGUAGUUCGAUGCUGGUCGAGGUGACCGAGGAUGUGACUUCGUUGGCCAGCGGUGGCCCGCAGACGAUGUUCGCCCUCCUGGGCGCGACGACCCUGGUGCUGGUCGCUGGGGUGCCGUGGAUGUUGCCCGCAGCCGCAGGAGGAACAAAUCUAAAGUCUCCUCAAAAUGUAGAGGUCUACAUCGUUGAUGAUACCUUUAUCCUGAGAUGGGACAGGAGCAGUCCAUCUGUCAGGAAUGUGACUUUUUCAGCAGAUUAUCAAACACUUGAAAAUGAUACUUGGUUAAAAUUGCCUGGCUGUCAGUCUAUUGCCAAUACCAAAUGCAACUUUUCUUCACUCGAGCUCAAUAUUUAUGAAGAAAUUAAAUUGCGAAUAAGAGCAGAGGAGGGAAACAACACUUCUCCAUGGCAUUAUGUUGACUCAUUCACCCUAUUUGGAAAAGCUCAAAUUGGUCCCCCAAAAGUACAUUUAGAAGCCGAAGAUAAGGCAAUAAUAAUAAACAUCACCCCACCUGGAACAAAAGAUCAUGGCAUGUGGUCUCUGGAUAGCUCAAGCUUUACCUACAGCUUAGAGAUCUGGAAAAACUCUUCAAGUGGAGACAGAAGGACUGAAACUGUUUACCCCAGAGAUAAAAUUUAUAAACUCUCACCAGAGACCACUUACUGUUUAAAAGUUAAAGCAAGACUUUUGCCGAGAAAAAUUGGUGUCUUUAGUCCUGUGUAUUGUAUAAAGACCACAGUUGAAAAUAAACUGCCUCCACCAGAAAAUAUUCAACUUGAUGCUGAAAAUCGCAUCCAUGUUCUUAAAUGGGAUUACGCACAUGAAAAUGUGACCUUUCAAGCUCAGUGGCUCCAUGCCUAUUUAAAAAAGAUUCCUGGGGACAAUUCAGAUAAAUGGAAACAAAUACCAAACUGUGAAAAUGUCCGAACUACGCAGUGUGUCUUUCCCAAAAAUACUUUCCGAAAAGGAAUUUACCUUAUUCGUGUUCGAGCAUCUGAUGGAAAUACCACAUCUGUUUGGUCUAAGGAAGAAAAAUUUGAUACUCAAUUCCAAAUUACCCUGCUUCCUCCAGUCAUUGCCGUGAAAUCCACUAACGAUGUUUCCCUGCGGGUCUAUAUCAGCGCCACAGAAGAGUCUGAAAACAGGGCUAUGAACCAUCCUUACUCACUAACUUAUGAAAUUGUAUUUUGGGAAAACACUUCAAAUGCUGAGAGAAAAAUUGUAGAUAAAAGAACUGAUUUUACUUUUCCAAAAUUGAAACCACUAACUGCAUAUUGUGUCAAAGCCAGAGCACUCAUUCAGGAUGAAAAGUGGAAUAAAAGCAGUGUUUUCAGUGAUACUGUGUGCGAGAAAACAAAACCAGGAAAUACUUCCAAAACCUGGCUCAUAGCUGGAGUGUGCGCUGCAUUACUUUCCAUCCCGGUUGUCGUCUAUGUCAUGAAACUUCUCUUUAGAUGUAUCGGUUAUGUGUUCUUCCCAUCAAGUAAACCUCCUUCUGCUAUAGAUGAGUAUUUCUCUGAGCAACCACUCCGGAAUCUCCUCCUUUUCACGUCCGAGGAACAAACGGAAAGGUGUUUUAUCAUUGAAAAUACAAAUACUAUCAUUGCAAUAGAAGAAACUCACCAGACUGAUGGAGAGCACAAAAAAUACAAUUCCCAAACCAGUCAAGAUUCGGGAAACUAUUCUAAUGAAGAUGAAAGCAGUGAAAGCAAAUUGAGUGAAGAAUUCGUGCACCAGGAAACCGAGUGAGCAGAGGAGAGCUCUAGAAUACUUGGGAGUUCUGUGCGAGCCACACUCGAAGCCUGGGCUCCGGCUUCGCUCAGUAACUAUGCAGAGGAUACCGGCUUGUUCGGGAAGGAAAACAUCUCCGGGUCGCCGGUCCUAAACUACAGGCAAGCACUUACCUGUUGGACAGAAGUCUUCUCUAUUCUUUUCUGUGCGCAGAGCCUUGAAAGACCUGUCACUGGACCUGACUGAUGAAAUGAGUAGAGUCCAGAAAAUGCUCUCUGUCUGAUGACAUCUCAGGUACCGCUGCACUGACGCUUUGUGGCAAAGCCCACGGAGUCAUUCUGUUCCUGUCCAGUGACACCGUCGCCGUGUGCCUGCAGCCACCCGUGUCACCAACUCGUCCUCCGUUCUCAGUGUUAAAGUUCAGGAUUUUUCAGGAGGUAUUUAGAUACUUCUGACACCGAAGUGUACGCCCUUGGGAAAUUUCUUUAGAAAAGCCGGAUACCAUCACUGCUGGUUUUCUGUAAAAUCGCUUACUCUAGAAAAUGUCCGCACGUGCCAGAAAUGCGAUCCUUACAAUUUUCAGGGGAACCCUGUCCACAUGUUCCCAAAACCUUGGCUCCUACAUCACAGUCACCUAUCCCUUCUGUGGUUUAGGAUCCAAACCAGGUCAUCUUUUCCUAAUACAUUAAUACUUCCUGACGCACAGCGUCGUUCCCAGCCUAGAACAGUAGCUUCUGAUUCGAAUUUGCAAUCAGUGAGGUCAUAGAGAAAGGGAGCACCGUCUAGUUAGAGAAGUUAUUAUGCUAUCUGAAGACAAAGGAGGGUGUAGGGGUUAGUCGGGUGCAUGCAGGAAGCCUGGGGCCCAGAAAGUGCUCCCGACAGCACAGAACACAGUAAGAAGUAGAACCAUUCAGCAGAACAGGCGACUUCCGUGAAAAAUAACAGCAACGUGUCCAGUCAGCUUUGAAUUAGGAACGUGCUGUGGGGCUGCCCAUCUGUGUCUUGGUGUUUGUUUUUUCCCUUCUCGGUUUUAUGGAGAUAUGACUGACACAUAACUUACCUGGGUCAUGUCUUGUACCUGGCCAGCUGUUCCGCACCGGGUGGCGUAGGACGUGUCCCCAUCUGCUCCGCUGACACGCGCUCAGGAAAGUGUUUACUAUCACAGUAAGAAGGAAGAUGUAAGUGGGAGGAAAACUUCAUUUUAAGAAUUGCAUAAUGUUUUUCAAAGGGCACGUGGAGUGUAUUCUUAUAUUAUUCCUGGAGACCCUUGGUGGGAAGGGAGUCUGGGAAGGUGGCUGGCCUCCAAAGGGAAGGGAGCUGCAGCUACGCAGCGCUGGGACGUACGUAACCUAAGGCCAGUGUUAUUUCUGUUGUCGUCCCUGCUGACAUCCCAGGUUCACCCGUGGGGAAGAAAAGGUGGAAGGCAGCCCCUCCUCGGCAUGGCCACCGCUAGGCACACCGUGCACUUCCCUGCCCCGCAGCCCUGGCUGCCGGCAGAGCUUACUGGAGACCAGGGAGGCCCAGGAGGCCGCUGGGAGACACAGGUCUCUGCUGGAGAAUCCCGAAGGUGACCCAGCACGCUCCCCUUUUGAUCUUUCUGACCGGAGACACCUAGUUUCAGGCAGAUCUUCUGGGUCGGCCCUCCAUCUGUAAAGGCCCUGUCUGUGGAAAUUUGCUCCUUCACAGAGGAGAUGAGGGACGUGUUAGGACCCCUGCCACCGGCCCCGGCUCUUGACCCAAACUGACGCAGCGGCCCCGUCCAGCACUCAGGCCCAGGGAAAAAGCCGCUUCCCCCGGGAUGUACCUCUGGGGGCGUGGAGGAGGGAAACUUAGACAUUCCAGUCGGAAGACACCGAGGAAAUGAUUCGUUAGGUCCCAGGAUGUGGGAGUGGAUGCUUUCAGGUUUAGAGAUCCUCUGGGGUUCUCCGAGAACGAGCAUCUCAACGGCAGCGACCCAAAACCCCUCGUGUUUGCCUUGUGUUCUAGACAUGAGAAUGCAGUCCUUUCCAUUCUUCAUGAUGGUCUGGCUGCCUGUAGCGUAUCAGCAGGUGCGUACUGGUAAGGAGUGAGAAGGGUUCUUUCUGAAACGUGGUUUACUUGGGGGCGCCAAGAAACUGCCUCAGAAGUGUGAUAUUGAUAGUUCUUGGAGAGGCUGAGUAUAAUCAGAGCAUUUAUGUAAUAGAUUUGUAUCAUUAUCUCUAGUGUAGGUGCACAUACACAUAACUAGUGACACGGGUGUGUCAACACACGUGUUUUCUAUCUGCCCUUGCCCUCACAUAUGAUAUGGGUCAUAUGCCAUUAGGAUAGCCAUAAAGUACUUACUUACUAGUAUAGAUUCUAAUUGGAAAAUUAGAAACGCUGCUCAGAGCUCUGAACUUCAGAAUCUGACCAGAAAUUCACAACCUAUAAAGUUAUGUUUUAAAUAUAAUUUAGAGCUUGUAUCUUUUCAUCCACCUGCGACUUUAAAAAGCAGCCCCAGAUUGCUCUUAAGAAUUCUGUGUACAGAAACCUUCCUUCCUUCUCUCCCCUUCCUGUGACUACUUGACAUGGCGUGUAUUUGUUUUUUGUCUGGUGUCUGUCUGCCCCCACGAGGCCGGAAGCUCUCUGAGCACAAGGACUUUCUUUUAUUCAUUGUCAUAUCCCCAGCAUCUGCCGCAGCGCAGUCCCUCCUUGCUCGUGCAGGUUGGUUGGGAAAUAAUUACCGAAUGUGUGAAAUCCACAGUUUGAACCAAGUGGGUGCUUCUGACCGUGUUUGUAUGUUGGUUGAGUUGCGGAAGGACAUCCCCACGUGUUCAGUGUUUCUAUGCAGUAAACUUGUCUUUGUGUUUUUGUCUUAAACCCUAUUGCUGUGAACAAUUUUACAUAAUAAACACUGGGGCCAGAAGUCUUUGA